Messenger RNA from Rhinopithecus roxellana (golden snub-nosed monkey), 1026 nucleotides. Its product is annotated as transmembrane protein 132C-like. The record is from RefSeq and is a predicted model, not a curated record. Lineage: Eukaryota; Metazoa; Chordata; Mammalia; Primates; Cercopithecidae. The transcript is spliced from 6 exons. Bases 1 to 1026 code for a protein of 341 amino acids.
AUGCUGAUAUUGAAGUCCCACUGGAAGCACGGUGGAUCAGAGGCUGCAACCACUGAAGAGGAGAAAGCGGAAUUGUACACCUGUGUGCUUUCAGGAAGCGGGCUGCCCUCUGUGAUGCUGAACCUGUCAGAACCAGAUGGGGCCAGAGGAAAGGCAGCUAGCAGUGUAAACCUCCUUCUGAGCAGUGCUAAGCAGCAGCAUAAAGGGAAGUGUUCUCCACACCCAGCCAGCCGUGCACACGAUGUGUUCUUCUUGGACACUGACGUUCUGAACACUGCCAUACUCACAGGAAAGACAGUUGCCAUGCCUAUCAAGGUGGUCUCUGUGGAGGAGAACAGUGCCGUGAUGGACAUCUCAGAGUCGGUGGAAUGCAAGUCCGCAGACGAGGAUGUUAUCAAAGUGUCUGACCGCUGCGACUACAUCUUUGUCAAUGGCAAAGAGAUCAAAGGAAAGAUGGAUGCAGUGGUGAACUUCACAUACCAGUACCUGAGCGCCCCCCUGCAUGUCACCGUGUGGGUGCCCCGGCUGCCCCUGCAGAUCGAGGUCUCUGACACGGAGCUCAGCCAGAUAAAGGGCUGGAGGGUCCCCAUUGUGACCAGUAAGAGGCCCACUCGUGAGAGCGAGGAUGAGGACGAGGAGGAGCGGCGGGGCCGGGGCUGCGCGCUGCAGUACCAGCACGCCACCGUGCGGGUCCUCACCCAGUUUGUGUCCGAGGGCGCCGGCCCAUGGGGCCAGCCGAGCUACCUGCUUAGUCCCGACUGGCAGUUCGACAUCACUCACCUGGUGGCAGACUUCAUGAAGCUGGAGGAACCUCACGUGGCCACCCUCCAGGACAGCCGGGUCCUAGUCGGGCGAGAGGUUGGGAUGACGACCAUCCAGGUGUUGUCUCCACUGUCUGACUCCAUCCUGGCAGAGAAGACAAUAACCGUGCUAGAUGACAAAGUGUCGGUGACAGACUUGGCCAUCCAGCUCGUGGCUGGGCUGUCUGUCACCCUUUACCCAACGCAGAAAACAGCAAGGCCAUAA